Molecule: messenger RNA, 2088 nt
Organism: Frankliniella occidentalis (western flower thrips)
Lineage: Eukaryota; Metazoa; Arthropoda; Insecta; Thysanoptera; Thripidae
Exons: 3
Source: RefSeq, a predicted model, not a curated record
AUGGAGGGGACAGGGCGGCUGUACCGCUACUACUUGUGUGAUAAGGACAAGGCUGACCCCUUUGCACGUCUUGUUGCAGGCCUGGCCGCUGGGCUCCUCGCCUGCGUGGUGGUGGGAGCCGUGGGCGCCUCGACGUUGAGCGCCACGACGCUAGGCGCCACGUCACUGGGAGACCCCGUAGGAACGACGUCCUACAAUGGCGCGACCACAGAGAGCAGCACGGGACAGCCCACGGCCAGGACCACGAACGGUGUGACGGAGCAGACGAUCAGCGUUCAACCGACUACGGGCACACAGGACUCGACCGGGCCGUCGUCCGCAGCCGCUGGACUCACGCCGAGUACAGCAGACAGGACCGAGCCGCGCCUGAGCAGCACCGGUGCUACAAAACAGACCCCGGGCAGCAUCGGUGACGUCAGCAAACAUGCCGCUGCCACGACUGAGCCGUCGGCAAGCACGCGGCGGACGUCGAACGGAGAGGUCACGAAGCACAGCGAGGACAGCAGACAGACAGGAACGACUACAAAAGAAACGCCCCAGACUGAAGACCGACUGACGACUAGGCGUGAAGCCGACGAACUGACGACCAAUUCGGUAGAGCUGACAACCGACAACGAUUACAGAACGACCGAUGAGGCAAGAACGACUGACAGUCACUCGACGGGCUUAGCGGCGACCGAUUCGAGCAGUCUGUUCACACCGUCAGCCGAACUCAACACCAGCCAGACGGACAAGGGAACCUCACCGUCGCAGCUGGAAAUCGUCGUGGAAGAGAGCACCGAGCUCGACGGUGACCUCGGAACUACAGACGAGCCAGCGUCUACGCCAGAACCAGUUGAGGUGGUCAGCACCACGUCGUUGACGUCGUCCACGCCAUCGACAUCGACCACGGACGACCACCCGGCCCCGGAUCUCGCCGAUAAGGAUAGCCGGGACCUCGAGGACGCCUACCACAACGAGGUCCCCGACGACGUCCGGCGAAAGUACAAGCUGAGCCACCCUUUCCUCAUCGGAACUCGCACUGCCGCCAAGGGCGAGUCCUCGGCCACGUCCUCGUCCCCAUCCUCAGGAAGAUCCUUUGUCCUAUAUCGAAACUACGACGUAGACAGUCAGGAGCGCGAGCGUGAGCUGGAGGAGCGCGCCCGCGAGCAGAACCACCCGGCUGACUUGGAGGACACAAAUGUGCACGAGGUCAACCACUACGUCCCCGAGGACGAGCACGAGGACCCGGAGGUGGCCGAGAAGGUGCAACAGCAGCAGCAACGCUCCGUGGCGCGCUGGUACCUCCUCCUGCUCGCCGGCAACUCGACGACGGUGCGCCUGCGCCAGAAGGACUUCGCAAAGUACCUCAAGCUCAACCUCGCCGCCCGGCUCUCGGUCGAGUACAACGACCUGCGCGUCAACCGGGUCGAGUUUAAGCCCCUGCUCAUGGUCAACGUCACCAUCUUCUCGCGCCCCAAGGACAACGAGGAGGCCCCCCUGCACAUGCUGGCCGACACCAACGCCACCCUGCUCGAGCUGUCCGGCGAGGAGUACCACGUGGUGCGCUUCAUCACCAUCCCCAACGACGAGACGCUGGCCUCGCUCGCGUCGGGCGGCUUCCAGGCCGACUCGUACACGGGCGUCGUGCCCCGCGGCACCUGGCACGUCGACAUGGGCGUGGCCGUGUACUUCGCCAUCGCCGCGGCGCUCGUCUCCAUCCUGCUGGCCGUGUUCCUGGUGGGGCUGUGGCGCUACGUGCGCGGCAUGGUCGGCGAGGUGCAGUGGCCGUGGCGGCGCUACAAGCCGUACUCGCUGCCGCGCUGGAGCCUGCCGCUGCAGCACCGCCUCUGCGCCGACCACAUCGUGCACUGCGCGCCGCUGCGCACGCUCGCCAGCCGCCAGCACGGCCACCACGUCUGGACCACGGGCGACGGCGGCGGCGACGAGGUCCCCGUCCAGAAGAUCCUGGCGCCCGAGCCGCCGCAGCGCCUCGUGCUGACCUCGACGCUGCCGCACCUGCUGGGCGGCGAGGCCGCGCCCUCCACGGCCGACACGCUGCUCCAGACGCAGCCCGCCCCGCUGCUGCCUCCGGCGCCCGCGCCCCCC